Molecule: messenger RNA, 3132 nt
Organism: Oncorhynchus mykiss (rainbow trout)
Lineage: Eukaryota; Metazoa; Chordata; Actinopteri; Salmoniformes; Salmonidae
Gene: syt14b
Product: synaptotagmin XIVb
Molecular function (GO): phospholipid binding
Source: RefSeq, a predicted model, not a curated record
CUGCUAGGGGUCCUGUCCUCCAUUGCAGCCUUCAUGGGCCUGAUGGCUCUCUUUUUUCUUUACCUCAGCAACAAGCUGUCUGUGGAGAGCACAAGCAACCUGUCAUGUCUGGACGACUAUAGGCCCGACCAGCAAGACCAGAGCUGCCCAGAACGUGGCUCUGAGGACGAUAGUGAGGAGGACAGACCAGGGAGACACUCUGAAUCCUCAGCCCAGCACAGAGCCUCAGUCUGGGAUAACAGACAGAAACGCAACAGCGACCACAGCAGUGAAGCCUCCAUUGGACAAACCAACAAUAUCCAGCGGAUGAGACGGGGCUCCCCCCUCAACGAGAACCAGCCUCCCCCGUACCAGGACGAGGAUAGACCGGUCCGGGUGUCUCUCUCGCGGUCGGAGGUAGGGGUUCUGGGGGAGUCGAACCCUGACGGCAAUGGUACACGGCGCUCAAGCAAGGCCAGCGUUGACCAGGACACUGCGAGUUACCUCAACAAGGGCUAUGAUGAGGAUGUACCUAGUGACAGCACUGCCGUCCUGGGACCAGAGGAUGGUUCACCCUCCCAGCUCCCCGGUGGCUAUGAGCCCGAGCCACUGGCUAAGUACGGCACGCUGGACGUGGCCUUCGAGUAUGACUCGGGCAAGCAACACCUCGCCGUCACUGUCACUGCGGCAACCGACAUCCCCGUGCUCAAACAGACAGGCAACAUCGCGUGGCAGGUACACCUGGUAUUACUGCCCACUAAGAAGCAGCGGGCCAAGACGGGGGUGCAGAGGGGGCCGUGCCCAGUGUUCACAGAGACCUUCCGCUUCUCCCGGGUGGAGCAGGAGGCACUGGCGGACCACGCCGUCCGGUUCCGCCUCUACAGCGUCAGGAGGAUGAAGAAGGAGAAGGUGUUGGGCGAGAAGGUUUUCUAUUUGACUAAACUCAACCUGCAGGGCAAGAUGGCGCUGCCCGUUACACUGGAGCCUGGCACUGCACUAAUGGGCUGUGGGUCGUUGGUGAGUGUGUCCCGUAGUGCAGGGGCUCUAUCCUACCGUUCCACCGGGGACUCCUCCCCAGAAAUUCUACUGGGCCUCAUCUACAACGCCACCACUGGUAGGCUCUCUGCAGAGGUCAUCCAGGGCAGCCACUUCAAAAACACAGCCUCAGACAAACCUCCCAGUGGUCUGUUCUGUUGUAUGAAACAGUUCAUCGGGGGACAACUUUACAUCAUGAGAGACACCUAUGUGAAGCUGACCAUGCUCGACUCCAAGGGCAAGGAGAUGUCCAAGUGCAAGACGUCAGUUUGCCGCGGCCAGCCCAACCCCACUUACAAGGAGACCUUUGUCUUCCAGGUGGCCCUCUUCCAGCUGUCCGAGGUCUCCCUGGUGGUGUCCGUGUACAGCCGGAGGAGCAGCAUGAAGGCCAGGGAGAGGGUGGGCUGGGUGUCCCUGGGGCUCAACAGCACCGGAGAGGAACAGCAGGCCCACUGGAGCCAGAUGAAGGAGGCCGGGGGACAGCAGGUGUGCAACUGGCACGCGCUCUUGGAAUCUUGAGCAGGUCUUUAUGAGAAUCACAAGAUUUCAUCUCGGUGACACAGGAGGAGAAAUACAGAGCCAGAGGAAGAUUAUAGGGUAUCUUGAUCUCGGUGUUGAAAGGGGAUUGGUUCCUUGACCUUCCGUCAGAGAUGCAGACGAGGAACCAUCUACCAAUGCUAUGCAUAUGAACCUGGAAUGGGAUGUGUGUGAGGGUGCAGCGCUAUGAGAGGCAUGUGGAUUCCACAUGGAGUCGCUGUUCAUUAAGUGCUGCUUUAAAUACCCUUUAAUAUGUAAAAGAGCCACUUGACCUGAGAAAGACUGACUGGUUCUAAGCAAUGACUUCCUGCUCCUGUCAGACUGAUCUUUUAAUACAACAGCUGAUAAACUUCAGUUAUGAACUGGUCCUGAAAUGGACGAAACUGCUACUGAAAUGAACACAGCGGGUCCUGAUCCAGUCUCUGAUUGAUGCCAAUUUUGUGUAAUUCAUUUCCCAUAUUCUGAUCCAUAAUAAUAUUUUUUGCAUGCAAUUGUUUACAGAAGAUGAUCAAAAUACGACCAUACAUAUCUCGUACAAUGGACCAUUUUCAUCCUGAACCGAGGACCAAAGAGUGUGUGGAAGAACAACGACCAAAACAAGCCAGCCCCCUCACAUUCUUCUGGAGUUGUACUGGCCAUAGAAAUAGAAUUACAAGAAGGGGAAAAGCCCCUCAGACCACUGCAAUUUAAAUGACACAAUCAUGGAUUCACUCAAUAUGGCCGAAAUGUUAAUUCUAUUUCUAAUGGUACUGACUUCUAAUAACACCAGCAUCAGUCAUUUCUCAAAAGACGCUCACAGCCAUUGGUAACAGGUAUGAUGUUACCAUGACUGUUAAAGCCAGCUGGGCCUGUUAUGUGCUGUAACAACUAUGCUAACAAGCUAUGCUUAUUUUUACACUUUGUUACAUUCACGUGACAUUAUGCAACAUCCAUUUGACUGAUUUGUCAUUUUUAUUUUUGGGGUUUCUUUUGACAGCCGUUUCAUCUCCCGUUGUAAUGAGUGUAUUAUCUUGUGUGCAUGUGUUCAAGAACACAAAAUACAAAGUACAUCUUCAGAAUCACAUUUAGCAUCAUUUGAGAAUUUUUGUGGCUCACUGAAUCAGACAACUCUGUAGCCAACACCAUCCUUAUAAAAGUCCCAUCACCUUUCGUGUGGAAGCUACAGUGCCUUCAGAAAGUUCACACCCCUUUUUCCACAUUUUGUUGUUACAGCCUGAAUAUUAAAUAGAUUUUUUUGUCACUGGCCUACACACAAUACCCCAUAAUGUCAGUGGAAAUUGUAAAAAAAAUAAAAAUAGAAAAAUGACUGAAAUAUCUUGAGUCAAUAAGUAUUCAAUCCCUUUAUGGCAAGCCUAAAACUGUUCAGGAGUACAUUUGUGCUUAACAAGUCACGUGUGUAAUAAUAGUGUAACAUUUUUUUAAUGACUACCUCAUCUCUGUACCCCACACUUGCAAAGAAGGGCACAUUUUGGUAGACAAUAAUUGAAUAUCCCUCUGAUCAUGGUGAAGUUAUGAAUUACACUUUGGAUGGUGUAUCAAUACACCCAGUCACUAAAGAUACAGGCGUCCUUCCUAACUCAG